This is a messenger RNA of Polypterus senegalus (gray bichir), 312 nucleotides long. RefSeq names its product histone H4. The coding region runs from base 1 to 312 and encodes 103 amino acids. Gene Ontology annotation, cellular component: nucleosome. NCBI's taxonomy places the organism in Eukaryota, Metazoa, Chordata, Cladistia, Polypteriformes, Polypteridae. The transcript has a single exon. Gene Ontology annotation, biological process: nucleosome assembly. The record is from RefSeq and is a predicted model, not a curated record. Gene Ontology annotation, molecular function: structural constituent of chromatin; DNA binding; protein heterodimerization activity.
AUGUCAGGAAGAGGCAAAGGUGGAAAGGGUCUCGGUAAGGGUGGCGCAAAGCGUCAUCGUAAAGUGUUGCGCGAUAACAUCCAAGGAAUUACCAAGCCAGCUAUUCGUCGCCUGGCUCGUAGAGGUGGUGUGAAGCGAAUUUCUGGUCUGAUCUAUGAAGAAACUCGUGGGGUUCUUAAAGUGUUUCUUGAAAACGUUAUCCGUGACGCGGUCACCUACACCGAGCAUGCCAAGAGAAAGACUGUGACGGCUAUGGAUGUGGUAUACGCUUUGAAGAGACAGGGUCGCACUCUGUAUGGCUUCGGAGGUUAA